Paramuricea clavata is the source of this 584-nucleotide messenger RNA. The record is from the annotation of a GenBank genome assembly. NCBI's taxonomy places the organism in Eukaryota, Metazoa, Cnidaria, Anthozoa, Malacalcyonacea, Plexauridae.
AUGGAGAUCUGCAAUUCUGGUACGGUAUACUCUGAGACUAUACGUUCGGUUGGGAAGAACGGCCAACCUCAAGUUCGUCUUACCUUGCAAGAUAGUCCUUUCAUUUCAUGGAGUUUAACAAUUGUACAAUCACUCUCUCAUAUAUGUUUUUAAUUUUUAUAGGAAAACCAAUAGCCAUCCGGUUACGGGGACUACCAAGUUUUAAUUAUACUACAUCUAUUUCUGGUCGUGUGGAAGUAUUCUACAGUGGGAAAUGGGGAACAAUUUGUGAUGACGGUUGGGAUAUGAAUGAUGCAAGGGUUGCAUGUCGUCAACUUGGAUAUAAAUACGGUGUUAGAGCUCUUAGAAGGGAUUCUGUUCCUGAUGGUACUGGGCAGAUAUGGUUAGAUGAUGUUGCUUGUUCUGGAAAUGAGCUAAGCUUGAGCAGCUGUCCUCACAACGGAUGGGGCAAUAAAAAUUGCGGGCACAGUAAAGACGCAGGAGUAGAAUGUACUUCAACAGGUAUUGUACUUUUACUGGACUGGUUAUGUGAAAUUUUGCCGUCUUGGUCACUCAACUGUGUGUGUGACUUUAUUUCCCCAUGA